AUGGUUCGAGAAACUAGGUACCUCUUCGUAGGAAAUUUACCGGAAAAAGUCACAGAAGAUGAGGUGUCUGAACACUUUAAACGAUAUGGAAAGAUACAAAGUGUAAAAUUCCACGACAAAAAGGAGGAUGAAGAGGGAAUAUCGGCCACCGUAGCUUUUGGGGACAUUAAGUCGGCGUCGAAAGCGCACAACAGUGAGAAUACAAUUGACAGCAGGUCUUUGGUGACAGAGUACAGUGAGGGUUCGGCAACAGGAAGUGCCGUCACUCGCACGAGACAGGAACCUGUCCCCCGUACCACAGCCUUUCCCUCCCAUUCUCGGCCGACAGCCUAUACUAAUAGACCCAAAGGAACUGAGGAAGGAGAGACUUAUGAUAAUCGGGAUUACUACAGUAGUGGAGCAGGAACCAGAGACCCCGCUCAGUUUGAAAACCGAUUUCCACCCCCCUUUAACGAGAAUGGCCAAAAUCAGACACGGGGUCGCCCGAGAGAACGUUUCUUCAGAGGGGGAUUCAAGGGAAAUCAUGGUCAGCGACAGUUUGGAUCACGCCACAUGGAAGGUCAUAGGUCGUUUGACCAUUCCCCGAUGGAGACACGAGAUGCAGCGUUUGAACGUCCCAAAACUCAGCCCUCCCCUACACAUUCAGCUUCGCGAUCAAGUCGGCACAGCUCCACACGCAAACAACGCAGUUCAAGGUCAAAUUCCAGGUCAAGGUCAAGUAGUAGCAGUAGCAGUUAUAGCCGGUCGUCUUCAGGCAGCAGUGAUUCAGGCUCCGACUCCCACAGUAGUAGGAGUAGUGGUCGCAGCAGUCCAAGACACCACCAGUUACCCUCAACGGCAACCAUACCUCCUCAGGCCAAGUCCCAUCGCACUGAGUCCCAGGACUCCUCUGCAAGUGACAAGUCAACAGAGCGCGACCCACUUGACAAACGGCCUCAUGGGAUAUGUAUCACAGCCCUCCCACUGCGCUCCAGUGAUACGAGUCUGAGAGACGGCCUUUUCCAUGAGUAUAAGAAGUACGGAAAGGUGAAUGCUGUACAAGUAGCAGGGGCAAAUGAAGAUAGAUACGCCAUCGUCAGCUUUAAAAAAGCAGAAGAUGCUGAAAAGGCCUAUGAAGCUAGCUUGGACAAAACAUUCUUCGGGGCUAGAAUCAAGGUGCAGUCACACGAAGGGAUAGCGGAUACUGAGGACAACGAGUUCCGACCUCCAGAGGCAGAGUUAGAUGAAUACCAUCCAAAAGCUACCCGCACAUUGUUUGUGGGCAAUCUGGAGAAAGACAUUACCACGCAGGAACUACGAGACAGAUUUGGAGAAUAUGGAGAAAUCAUAGAUAUCGAUGUCAAAAGACAAGGAGCUGUCUCUGCCUAUGCGUUUGUACAGUAUGCUGAUAUUUCAAGUGUGGUUAAGGCGUUAAAAGAACUAGAAGGACAAACAAUAGGUUCUAUGAAAAUUAAGCUUGGCUUUGGGAAGAGCAUGCCCACUAACUGUAUAUGGCUAGAUAAUUUAGCUGAGACAGUCUCUGAGAGCUUCUUGUGUCGACAGUUCAGUCGCUAUGGCAAUGUAAGCCAUGGCAUAAUUGAUAAAAAUGGUGGGAAGGCAUUGGUAUUUUUCACCAAUAUUGACGCCGCACAAUUUGCCCUCAAUGAAAUGCGCAACAGAAUACUUAAUGGCAAGAAGAUAAUGACUGACUUUGCUAGCAGAGACUGUCAGAAUAGGUUCUUUGAAAAGAUGGAAAAAUCUGGACAACUUCAGCCUGGUCAACGUCCUGAUGAGAGGCGGGGUUGGAUCAACAAUAGGCCACAAGGGUCUGAGGGUGGUCAGUGGGCAGAGGGUAGUUCUGUUGGUGCCACGGGAACAGGAGGAACAGCAGCAGCAGCUGGAGCAGGAGGGGGAGGUGGAAGGACGAGAGGAAAUUUCAGACCAUUUGGGAACAACAGAAGAAUGCGUGGAUACCAUCGAGGAAGUGCCUCCUUUAGAGGGCGGGGUCAAAGCUUCAGCAAGGAAAACUUUACAGAGGAAGGCUUCCGGCGCCAGAGGUCAUACGAGGACUACAGUCAGGGCAGUGGUGGUCCUGGUAGUACAGGGACACCCUACUCCGAGGGAGGUGAGGACUCGUUUGAGCAGGACCUACGGGCGUACAGUCAUAGUCAACGUGAACGUCGUGAGGCAGGUGGAAGCCAGAGCCCCAGUCAGUACUCGGAUGAAAUGUAUACAGAAUUAUAUCGGCGUAACAGUAAAGACGGCCGUUACUCGGAACGCACUUACAAAGACAGAUAUUCCUUGGAUUAUCGUAGUGAAAGUCCGGGUAGUGAUCGUGCAUCGGGAUAUCAUGAGGAUUUACGAUACGAGUUUGGUGGCAAAGGCCGCCCUGAGGACAAAUAUUUUAACCAAGAACGGUAUAUUCCUGGUCGUGACAAAGACCAAAGUCCAACAGGGGAGUAUGGACAUUAUUCUCCUGAGGGGCGUAGUUGGAGUAGAUCCCCCUCAUAUGGACGCCAACACAAGGAAAACUUUGGCAAACACACUCCACCCACACCUUUGGGUGAUGAACUUGAAGACUCUCAAGAUCCAGGUCAGAUGGACACAGAAGGUUCACAACAUCAUGGCCUGGAUUAUAAAUCAAAAUCAGGAAAAAUGGAUGACUUUGACAUAAGUGAAGCAGAUAUUCAGGAGAUUCGUUCAACUUACCCAAAUAGGAAAGAUUCUCAGGUGAAGCGUUCUGAGGGUAGAGUAGUGAAAAAACGUUCUUAUGAUGACACGUUUCAUGGACAAUAUGACAUGAAAUUCGAUCAACGUCGUGGGCGUACUCAUGCAGAAUUUAAACGGGAUUUAUUCCAGAAAGUACAAGAAAUUAGUGAAAAAAUGUCGGGUAGACAUAAAGAGUCAUCAGGUAAUCAUAGCAGUCCAAGUUCUUCUGCGAGUACGGAGUCAGAACACGGCUCCCUGACAGAGGGAGAACUUACCAAACUUCAACAUGAAAAACUCCAGCUCCUGGAGAAACUUAAUCAGUUGGAAAAUGAGGGCAGUACAAGUGAUAAUGAAUCUGCAGACAUUGAGGACACGCGUAAGGUAGUGACAAAACGUCCCCGCCUUGACCCCUGGCAGGGUAAGGCGGGACAGCGGCUUGGUAGUGUGAUAAUAACGGCUCGUAAGAGCACUCAUUCAUCAGAUUUCCAGGAUGCAUACAAAGUGGACAGUACACAAAGUUAUAGGAAACAAAUGGAAGCCUUCCGAAAACUUGAGGAACAAAAUGUGAUAGAAGAGGGACAUGGACUUAAGGACAUGAAAACCAGCAAAUCUGUGAUAGGUUAUGAUAGUGAGGGUGAGGAUGUAUCAAUGCUUUUAUCUCCGCGAGAGAUUCCCUCUUCCUUCAUGAAAAAACGGAAAAAGUAUGAUGGCCCUGAUGAAAUCGGUUUAAAAGGACAAAGGUCAUAUCGGACAAAACGUGGCGGUGAUGAGGAUGACCAUGCCAGUAGUGAUAAUGAAGAAACUGGCAAAGGAUUUAACCGGACAGACUCUAUUGUGUCACUGCGGAGACUGUCCAGUGGUCACUCAUCACCACGGACACCGGUAGUGGCACAGUCUAUGGACCAUUAUAGGUAUAGUGAAUCUGAUAUGUCAGCAAGUGAAGGCAUGGCAACUAGUUCAUCAAGGAAGAAGGGUUCGGCAAAGAAAUUGUCUGAAUCUGACGGUCAAAUAAAUGUUAAUCGCAGUCAUAAAGAAGAACAUCAGCUGAUUAUAAUUCCACUCGGUGAUGAGUUAUUACCAAAUUUAGACUUGAAAGAUCCGCGUCAACAGCGCCCCCAUGAGGAGGAGCUAAUGUCACUACCUCUACCACGAUUUGCUAGUUACACGCGUCCUUUAAUGAUUCAACCAAUCCAUCUUGGUUCCCCAAAAUAUGUUGAUAUUAAAAACAAUGAUUCUCCAUGUUUUUCACCUCCUAGUAGUGGAAGUAAAACUCAUUCACCACAGAUGUCUCCAAGUGAUUCUAAUUCUGGGGAAUCGCAAGGACUUCCAAAAAUAGAUGCGAAUAAUUACUUUCCGCCUGAGGAGGAAGUGUCGCAGUCAGCGGUUGUGUCAGCUCCUGGGAGUGAAAAUGAACAGGAGAAAAGUAAAAAGGAGGAAGAUAAUUUGUCUGACAGUGACAAUUGUCCAGAAGAUGGAACUGUGGCUACUGAAACGUGUCUAGAUGAUUUAUCAAUAGAGGAAAGAAUUAGAAGGCUUGAUGAGAAAAUGAGCCGGCCUACACCUAAUCCACCUAAUAAAUUACCGGAACAAUUAACAGCAAUAAGUAUUCCUUCCCUAUCAUCUGCUAAUGCUGCUGUACCCAAUACAGACAUGUAUUCUAAAUACAAACGCCGCAAAAAGCAGGAUUCCACUGGAUCAGUGCCAGGGGAUUCAAAGGCAGAGCCAUCUGAAAUUGUGCGAACUUUAUUGUCACGUAGUAGUAUAUUUGAUCAGGAUACUCGCAGACUUGAGCAAAUUAAUGAAAAAUAUUGCCCUAAGUCUGUUCUUGUGAACACAGAUGAAAACCCUAAAAGUGGGAUGAUACGGACAAAGGCGGCAGCAAAGGAAAUGCCACUCUCAACACUGCCCCAGUCAUUAGCUGCUAGGCUAGGGUCAGCUGGCGCAGCCUCGUUUCCAACAUUGUCGGUUAACACAAACAUGGCAAACCAGCCAACAUCACAUCUUCCUUUCAUGAGCCCUUCACCUAACUCAUCUCCUCGGAGUCCUUUUGCCGCGCCGGGUAGUGUUUUAUCUGGCGAGGUACCGUCCCCAUCCACAACCAACCCGUAUGAUGGUACACAGACUCCUCCACCCACGGAUGAUUUGUGCCCUAAUGAACUUGACAAUUUUGAGGACAUGUUUCAGGAACCUUCAUCAGCAUGUGUAACAGACUCGCCAAAUUUUACUUCGUCCACCUUCCCUCAGUCCCACUCUCUGUCUCACCCAUCCAUGAAUGAGGACAAUAAUAUCUCGUUAUUAAAGUGUUCGGACAGUCCAAGACUGACCACUUCUUAUACUGGCCAGUCUGGUCAACCACCAAAUGAUUCUCUUAAUAAUUCAGUUGAGGAACAUUCAAAACCACUCCUACAGAACAGUUCAGAAAGUGUGUCGCUUCAACCCUCGUCAGAUGAUGUAAAAGUUAAUGUUAAGGAUAAAUUGUCAGAUAACACUGAUUCAAAACAAAGUACAAUUGUUAAAGAGGAAAAUGAAGAUAAGGAUUUGGUCAGAGAACAGCAAUCUCAGAAUAUAUCGAACAUUGAUGGAACAAACAAAAUAUUAAAUGCUGAUGUAAAAGAUGUUUUGAUGCCUGAAACAUCUGUUGCGGAGGCAAUGUUUAAUACUGAUAAUAAAUCCGAUUUGUCUUCAUUGGGAAAACGGAAGGCUGAAGAACAUGUUAAUGAUAAUAUUGUAAAGGUUGCUGAAGUGUCAGUCAAAGUUGAACCUACGAUACCGGAAGUUAAAGUGGAGGACACAUCAAAAUCUCCUGAACUGAAAAAACCCAAGAUAGCUGUCGAGGAGAGCAAUACGCCAGCAAAAAAUAAAAGUGAGGUUGUGACAGAGAAGAAAGAUAAGGAAAAGAAGGAUAAAAAUAAGGAAAACAAGAAAAAGGAGAAUUCAGAUGGAGAGAUUAACACUAUCAAUCACAACAAAGACAAAAGUGAGAAAAAGGAUAAAGACAAAGACAAAGCUGGAGGCAGUGGCAAGUCCUCAAAGUCUGUAUCGUCAAAGGUCAAAGACGAUAAGGUCAAGGACAAUGCAAUGCCAUCUGCUAAGAAGGACAAAGUCGCUGAAAGUUCAUCACACAAACACAAAUCUUCCAAAACUGAUAAAUCUAAGGAUAAACAGAACAAGGACGGACACAGUAAGAAAAGUAAAGACCAUUCUUCUACAAAACCGAGCAAGGAGGACAAGACAACAAAUAAAGUAGAGAGUGCGCCUAAAUCCACAGAAACAGACUCGGCCCAUCAGGAGAAAGCUAAGACUAAAGAUGGACAUAAGGAGAACACUAGUCAGUCAAACAAAGACACACCGACUGAGAAACCCACUAGUCAGUCCGGACACUCUGCCAAGAAAAAGGACAGUAAGGACGGUCAAACUGGACAUUCUAGUAAGUCAACAAAAGAAUCUGUGAAGGAUUCGGUGAAAGAUACGCCAAACGCUGUCAAAGGCAAGGAGAGUGGUGAGCCAACUGUGGCUUUACCAAAAGAAUCCAAACCAAGUCCUGAUAAGCCGGCUAGUACAGACUUGUCCAAAACCAAGGCUAAAACAGGGGACGCUUCUAAGCAUAAACCAUCGGAAAGCAAACACAAGGAUAAAACAGGAGGUGAAUCUCAUAAACAUAAAGAUAAAACACAAGGGGAUACUAGUAAACAUAAAGACAAAGGUGCUGGCAGCGAUACCAACAAGCACAAGGAGAAGCCAUCGACAGAAGCCACCAAACAUAAACCUGCUAGUGAAUCUAAACACAAAGACAAAACGCCGUCGUCAGAGUCAAAGCACAAGUCGAGUGACAGUUCAAAACACAAAAUCAAAUCAGCAGAGUCUAGUCAAGCUAAGGAGAAACCUGUUGCUAAGGAGACUGAAACAAACAAAACUAAGGAUCAGAGUAAUACCAAGGAUACGGACACAACAAAACCUAAAGAGCAGUCGGUGGAAGAUCAGACCAAACACAAGGAUAAAACGAAAACAUCGAGUCAUGUAAAAACUAAAAAAGAGGAUGGGAAAGCUAAAGUUAGUGCUACAGACAAGUCGACGUGUAAGGAAAAGCCGAGUGGGAAUGAUAAAGACAAGGACAAAGGCCAUAAAGACAAGAACUCCAGUCAGCCUAAAGGGGAGAGCAAGGGCAGUGGCCAUCAGGAUGCUAAGGUAGAGAAACCAAAAUCUACUGACCAUCACAGCUCCAACAAAAACAAAUCCUCAGAAUCCACAGACAAGAGCAAAGAUGGGAAAAAGCAGGAGACGUCAGAAAAUAAAGGUGAUAAGGGGAAAGAUGGAAAAUCAUCAUCAGAACAGCAUGAUGAUAAAGGAAAGGUGAACGAGUCGGUAUCUGAUAAAAGUCACAAAGCUACAGAGAAACAACGGCCAGAGAAGAAAUCGAGUCUCAAGUGUAGUAACUUUGAUAGAAAAUCUGAGAGCGAAGAAUUCAGCUCCGAGAAUAAAAAGGAAGGAAAAAAGGACAAAUCUCACAAACUAUCUGUUGGGAAGAAAAAUAAAGAUAAAAACAGUGCUUUAAAACCUGACACUGAAAACAGUAAACCACCCCCUAAAAGUGACUCCGAUAAACACAAGAAGAACAAGACCCCAAAAUCAAAAGAAAUAAUGGAAAGUAAAGUUGCUGAAAAAUCAGAUAAAUCUGGUAGUAAAUCGGACAAAUCGGAUAAAUCGGACAAAUCAGCAGAGAAAAAACCAGUCGAGGAGGUGGACGAUUUCAAUUGGGCAGAAUGGGCUGGUCCAUAUGUGUCAAUGUAUGACAAGGUCAAAAGAAGGUCAAAUACCAAGGUCAAGGAGAAGGAAAUGGACGACAUGAAAAAGAAAAUGGACAAUUUCAAGCAAAGGCGGAAAAAGAGGAACAAACAUAGUGAUGACUCGGAUGAUGGUACUUUCACCUCCGAUGAUGAUGAUGAUCCUAUUGUGUCAAGGAAAAAGAAAACAUCCACGAAAGAAGCACGCAGAAAGCGAAAGAAUACUAUAUUUGACAGUUCAAUGUCGUCGUCAGAUAAUGAAGAAGAAGAAGAUGAUCCACAAUUCUUUCUGAAAUCUCUCCAGAAAUCUGGUCCAAAAGAGAUCAAAGGUCGUGGUUUCCAACAGGGAAAGAAGGCAUCUAUUCUAGACAUUUACUCCUCAGACUCUGAAGAAGACGAGCAAUUCUCGGACCCACUGUUCAGGGACAUUUCCAGUUCAAAGAAAGACAAAGAAAAUGUAAAGAAGAAGGAAUUAACAACAGAAAGUUCGGAAGAUUUUUCAUCCAAGAAAGUGAAAGUUGUAAAGGCAUCAAAGAAAGAAAAACAACCGAUGUCUGCUAAAAAAGUCAACACAAAACGAAAAUCUGCUCUCAGUUUCACAUCAGAUGAUAAAGAUGAGGAUAGUGACAUGAACUUUGACCUCAAACCAAAGAAGCCAUUGGCGAAACUAAAGAAUAGAAAAGAUGAGAAAAUAUUACCAAAACGUAAGAUAUUCUCUUCGACAUCUGGAAGUGAGAUGGAUGAUGAUUAUAGACCUCCAACUGUAUCAAAACCAGUCAACAAUAACAAAAAGAGCACAAAGGAGAAGAACAAUCAGAAACAUAAGAAAGAGGGCAAGAUGAAUCCUCUAAGUCUCUUACAAUCGGAAAGUGAUGAGGAUAAUACUGAGGAAAUGAAGCAUGCUGGGUAUAUCGAUCUUGUAAGGGCACAAACUAUGUCUGAACUAGAGCUGGACGAAACCACAAGUUUCAACAGAAAAGAGAAAAGCACAAAGGAGUCUGGGAAAAAAGAAAACAUUCUGGUGUCUGAGGGGAAAUUAGAGAUUGGAAAACAAGUAGACAAGAAGGAAGAAUCUUUUGGAUUGUUUGCCAAAAUGGAAGAUUUCAUAAGUGCUCAGUCGGAGUUAACAGAGGGUCCAAACAACAUGAAACAUAGUGUCAAUCAGAACAAAAGUAAGAAAUUAAAUAUGGCUGACUUGCCGAAAGUACAGCAGACCUCACCAGACAAGAUUAAAGUUCACAAGAAGGAAGGAAAGAAGAAGAAGAAAGAUAAAACUGAGAUUAGUAAAAAGGGCAAAGAAAAUUCAUCAGUGUUGGAGAAGAGUUUGUCAUUUGAGAGUGUUAGCACUACUAGAGACAGUAUUGAUAUAAUAAGGGACGAUUUCUCCAAGAAGGACAACUCUGAUACAAGUACCGACCAAGCAAUACACUUCUCGGAAACAGAGAUAGCUGCAGACUGUAGUGUGUUGGAUGGAUAUGAUCUAAGUGUGGGUGCAGAAGAUAGUGUCAGCACCAACUUGAAUUCAACACAAGACACACAGAAAGGAAUGGGACUAUUUGCAAACUGGCAUUCCACAAUGGAGGACAUUGCUCGUCAGGAAUCCGCAGCAACAGACCCUCUCACUGGGGAGUCUGGGAAAAGCAAAAAGGGGAAGAAGAAGAAAAAGGACAAGAAAGAAGGAUCAGAAUCAAAGAAGAGCAAAAAGGAGAAGAAAGAUAAAGGAACGAAAGAGGAGGGUAGCCAUAAGAAAGAGAAAAAGAAAGUUAAUAAUGUAUUUGGAAAUUUCAACAAAUACGUGGAGGAAAUAUCAAAUGAACCUACGCAUGUGAACGUCAGUGGAGAUAAGAAAUCUGUCGUUGAAAACAAUCUGGAUGCUGUCAGUGAGAAAGUUCAAAAUGAAACCCAACAAGCAACCUCUGCGUUGGAGAACAUAUUUUCUGAAUCGGACAGUCAUAAGGACCCACUGUUUGGCACUACCCCUUACCAUGAACCACCAUUGUUUGAUGCAUAUCUUAGACAAGAAGCUGCUAUGGCCAACAAGAAAUCGCAGGAUAAAAGCACAAAGGUGGAUCAGAAUUCCCCUACCAAGGGAAAAUCUCUCUUUGGAAAAGUCCUCAGUACUCCAGAGAAACAUGAUAAUACCUGCCAGGAGAAAAGUAGUGUGUUCAGUUCACCGGACCAUACCCAACAUAAUGCUUUGUCAGAUCAGUCUGUGCAAAAACCAAACAAGAAUCAUUCCUCAUUGGUAGAGAGUAGCGACAACAAAAAUAACGAGGUGUCAAAGUCUAAACCAUCCGAAGACAUUUUUGGAUCUAGGCCUGAAACGUCCGUGUCCCAACCGAAGGGUGUUUCUGGGCAGAAAGGUCAUGUUCCUGCAGCUGAUAUAUUCGAAUUCACAGAAGAUGACGACAACUCUGACAUUAUACCACCAGGUCAUUUAAGAAAGAGUCGAUUUGAAGGAGGUGAAAGGAGAAAAUCCAACAGUCUAUCAAUGUCAUGUUCUGAUACAGAAACUCAGCUUACAAAGGAAACACCAAAACAUAAGGAUGACAAACACAAAGAAACAACAGAGCUUGGAAAGUCAAAGGAUUCCAGUUAUGGUAAAGAUAUGGAUUUUGGGUUUAAGGAAUUGGAGUGUAGCAUAGGGAAGUCAAGUUGUAAAGAACAGGAAAAUAGUGUAACAAAAUCAUCCGAUACUGAUAUCAGUCGACAGAAGGAUACUGACCUGGUGAUGGAAAUCAUCAGAAAAGAGGAAAAGAAAUCCAAGAAAAACAAAACUAAAGAGGUUUCUGUGAAAGGAACUUCAAAGGAAGAUGUUGUGGAAAAGGAUGAAGGAAAGAAAACACCACAUUCUUUUAUGAACUCCAUUAAGUAUGGUGAUGAGGUGCUGAACUUUGAUGAACCCUUGUUCCCGAUCAACAACACAUUGGAGCGCUUUACUGGUAUGAAGUCACCAGACAAGACCGUAGACAGCUUGGAUAAGCUGACCUUGUCUUCACCGAUCAAUAAUGAAUUAUCCAAGUCGGGCAAGAAGAAACAGAAACGAAAGAAGAAGACAAGUGGAGAUGCAGCGGUUGAAAAUUUGGAUCACAAAUUUGACAAUGUAAUGAAUUCUCCCGAUGCUAGUAAACUUAAAACACCAGAACCAUCUCCCGUUUCAAAAGCCAUUGAAAGCUUACCCCUUCCAGCUCCAGCUGUUCUGCCUCAAAUGAAACCUUUAAAUCUACCAGAAAGCACAAGUCAAGAAGUUUCAAAGGAGGCUGAGUCUAAAUCUACCACCAACACUACAACCACCACCAACACCACAACCACUGCUACAACAACCAAAGAGGUUGCCAAGGAUACUGCAGCCUUAGAGGCAUUAGAAACUUUAGAGGCAGUUUCAAGUCUUGAACAUCUAUCUGCAAUUGAUGAGCCAAGACUCGUUAUUGAUAUAGAUGUUCCUGAAUGUGAACCAGUUAAAUCUGUCCCGGAAGAACCAACAGAGCCAGUAACAAAUCAGGCAGAGGAUGAAACCGCUCUAGCCAUCAUGUCCAUAUUACCUCUGGACGAGAAAACUGGAGAGUUUGUUCAACCUGGUCAGGUGGCUACUGUCUCAGAAACGGAGACACCAGCGGCAAUUGAAUCCAUACUGCCACUACCUGAGGUUGAAGUUAGUCAACCAGAACCAGUCAUAUCAUUUCAACCGGAACCAGUCGCUAGAGAGGAGUCAAGAGAAAUCGAUGUUGCUGAACCAGUACCACAGUCGACUCCUAAUCCAUUCCCUGACCCACAAGUGUUUAAUUCUCUGAUUGAUACGAAUGCACCUCUUGUUAUAGACUCCAGUGACAAUGACGGUAAUCUACUCAUUGAUACCAGUGCUUCUGAUAGUGUUAUCACAACUCCUGGUAAAAAACCCAAAACACCACGUACACGCAAAAGCAAGGGGCCCAAGGCUAAUGCCAAGUCUUUCAAUGCCAUGACGGUACCACCACCAGUUGUUGUAGAACAGAAUAAGGAAACUAUUGGUCAGGCAACAAACCAGGCAUUGCGGAACAAGCUUCAAGCCCAGAGUCAAGAGAGGAAUGAACAAGAAAACAUCCAAAGUGCAGGACUCCUAGUAGAUCCAAUACAGGAAUUGUCAGCUGUAGCAGCACCCUUCAAUUUUGGCUUGGCACUUCCCACACCACAAGCAUCUCUUCCCACUACACAAGUGGAUGUUGCCCCAAGCAAGUCACCUAAAGGUGGGGAGAAACGCAUCACUCGAAGACAACUUAAGCAGCAAGCACAGCAGAACUUGGAUACUACUGAUGCUAAUAACCAACAAAUAAACAGCGACACAUCUGAUUUGUUGUCAGCAUGCCAGAUGACACCUCAGCCUGCCGUUACAGAAGACACAAGUGAUCCGGCAGCACUUGGAUUCUCUGACAACAGCCUUGACCUUGAUUAUGAUCCCAACCGAUUGGUCAUGGAUGAUCAGAAUUAUCCAAAUGAACCUAAGCGAGUGCAGCGUCGGGGAAGAAAGCCAAAGAAUUACAAGGAAAUGAACUCGGGUGUAUUACCACGAACAACAUCUCCCAGAUCAAGGACGUCACCAAGGUCACCGAGAAACGUUACAUCUCCUAAACAGUCAUCAUCUCCAAAACUACAGAAUUCUCCAGCAGACAUCCCAAGCCCUGUGGUGAAAAUUGAGAGACUUCCGCUGACAUCCAAAAAUGUCAAGAAAGAUGGAGAGAUUGUUGACCUAGGUAAGGACAAUAACAAACGGUUAGGAAAGACCAAUCUUCCUCCAGUUGUUGAUGUCAUGCAGACUGAAUCUAAGGAUUUGGAGAUCUCUGCUACCUCAAAUGCUGAAGUACAUCCAGUAGAUCCAACUAAUGUAUUUGACUUUGAGGCAAGUGAAUCAGAACCCAAGAUUGAACCAGUGAGACGUCGACCAUCACGCCGGAAGCAAAAAGCAGAAAGCAGUGGUCAAGAACAGGAUGACAAGUUCCAUCGUGAACAUUCUGCUGAAAACAAAUUAGAGCAACACCGACCUGAAGAGGCCAGAGUUCGUAGCCUCAGUACAGAGUCUGGAAUCAUAAUGAUUAUUAACACUGGCAACACCAGCUCGAUGCGGGCUAAUAAGGAGGUUCGAGCGACUCGGCAUAAAACUGAUAAGCCGGACACAGACACCCAUGUGGCAAAAUCUGCCAAAAAGUCACAAGAGAUUGAAAAUAUCAUAAAACAGACAGAGUAUCAGGUCACUGAAAGUCAGGACGCUUCUAUUGUCAGUAAAGCUUUAGAAGAUCCAUCGCUGAAACCCCCAAUUGUAACAACAGUCGGAACCAAACCCUCAGUCAUGGAGGAAACGCCAUCUGUGGAGCGGAAAGUGGUACCACCUGUUACAGAGACAGUGGCAUCCACCACUUCCACCACACAUCCUGUCACUACACAUCGGGGCAGAAAAUCGGACAAGACAGAAGGGGUACCGCCUACCACCAACUCACCGAUCACACCAGCAACACCGGCCACUCCCAUGAGUAAUAUUGACCGUAUUAUUGAUAAUGUAUCAAAGGGAAUCUUUGAGUUCGGGGAUGUUGAGAUGACUGGUCAGCACAGUGAUGGAAUGGUGCACAACAAGAAACGCUACCCGGGCAGGAACCAUGGAACUGAGGGCACACCCAACAUGAUGAUGGAUAAUUUGGGAAGGCCUCUCACAAAUGUUAACACCGGUCACAUAGAAGGCUUUCAACAAGGGUCUAUUGGUGAGCCAGCCUUAACCGUACCUUAUAGCAGACAGCCUCAUUCUAAAGAAGGCUUCCCUACAACAAUCACUGGUCCACCAAAUGCCAUUGUCACCUCAUCAAUGAAGCCGUCACACAGCCAGAUGGCAGGUCACAUGGCUGACUUAGGCAGUGGGAAGACCAAGUCGGUUGACCUGUUACAUGGAACACCAAAGAUGUCCAAUCGUCAACAUACCAUGCACAGUCACCACAUUGCACUGUCCCCUACGCCUCACCGACAGGGAGAACAUGUGGAUAAACUAGACAAGGGCAAACAGGGCAAUCCUCAGCAUGUUUCACCCUAUAACGUUGUCUCCACAUGCCACCAAAGUAUGGUUUCCAUGUCCGGGGAUGUUAUGUCCUUGGCGAUGACUAGUAAAUCAGGACUAACUACCUCCAGCAAAGGGGUGCCCCAUCCAGCCGUGACGAUGACACACACUGCCAUUAUGCCUUCACAGGACAGUUUGCGGCAGGUACAGGACGUCAUGGAUCAGAUCAACCGUCUACAUCACAAUGCGGAACAGGUAUCUAAACAGAAGGGUUUGCAUGCCCCUGCAGCAAAUGCUGGUUACAUAGCAGAACAACAGAGCGGAGAAAAGUCGGGUUCAGGUGAUCGCCCAACGGUCUCCUCUACACCGAGUUCAACAACAGCAUCUGCUCCCACGUGUGUAGUCCAUCCUAUCACCACAUCAGCAUUUACAUCGAAGCAUGACAUUCUAAAGCCACCAACUGGAAUCAUAACAGCUGCAAAUUCCUCCAGUUCCAGUGUCCUGUCAUCUGUCAAAGACCCGAUGAAGGGUCAGAUGAUGCUCCAUGCGCAAGGACAGGCUCAGGUUGAGGCUACAGUCCAAGACUUGGCUAGUCGUCGCCAUGAUGGGAAACAGGAAACAUCUGUCCUGAAAUCAGUGAGUCGUGCAGGAAGUGUUCCACAUCAGGUGGCAGUCACUGCUCAUGCAAGCCGCGAGUCUGCCCCUCAGCGUCCACCCAGUGCACACUCACAGAUACAAAAGUCUGGUGAUCCACAGCCACCGCGGCCCUCAAGUGCCCAUGAACAACUGACCCACCACCCAGCAUCCAUCCAUGAACAACUGCGUAAACAGCUUCACCCGGCUGGUAUGAAGAAUGCAUAUCCACAUGGGCAGGUGGCACCUCACAUGGUGCCCUACUUCCAACAAAUGCUUCAGCAGAAGGGAGAGUUUGAGAAGAAUGCUGGAGGUGCAAUUGAUCUUCAGAAAAUGAUGGCACCAAUGGGACAGCGUACAGUGAUUGCAGCUAGUGCUGCAACCACUCAGGGUCCAUCACCACAUCCCAUGGCACGGUCACCAGCCAUCGCUCAGACAGCUCCCAGUCCUUUACAGAUCAACCAGCCACCGUCUAGUCCCUCCCUCCAUAAAAAGGCUGUGGAAAAGAAUGCACAAGUAUCUUCCAAAUGGCCAGAAGAUUCGAGGAUGAGAGGACCUCAUGCUCAGGCGACUGAUAUUAUCCCAGCUGCUCAACGUGAGGCCUGGAUGUAUGGUGUGCAGAGUUUGGCACCUGCUCAUCAGCGCACAGAGCAAGGUAUCAAUCUGUCAACAGCACAGCAACAAAGUCCUUCACCACGGGAGACAACACACACACAGCAAGAACAUCAGCAACAUAGAAUACAGCAGGAGUUGUCACGACGCCAACAGCAGGAUGCUAAAAGUCGCCACCAGGCAGAGCUGCAGUUCUUACAGCACCAGCAGUUGCAGCAACAACAACAGGAGAAAGAACAGGAGCGCCAGAAGCAGGACUGGAAAAAACAGCAACAAAAACAACAUCAACAGGACCUCCAACGCCAACAACAACAGCAACAACAGGAGAUGCUACGCCACAUACGUGAGGUUUCUGGCCCAGCACCUUCUGACACUCGGCAGACAGCUCUUGUGCAUCCACGUUCUACUGUUCCGGUUCCUUCUACUCACAACACAGAAGAGAAGGGAGGGUCUAUGGAUUCCAUUCUUUCAUCAAUGCAGUAUCCAUCACCUGAUUUACGGCGUACUGGAGCACAAAACAUCAGUGCUUUUACUCCACCUAUCAGCAGUGCUGAGUUGACCCAGGGUAUUGCCACCUCUCAUAUGUAUACCCCAGGGAUGGGAAUGAUCCGUGUGCCGCUUAUUGACCCCAGUUUGAUGUACUCGCCUCACAACAGCCCAGCAUUCAUUCCAGGUCAUCUCGCCUCGCAUUACAUCCAUGGAGGUAUGCAGCCUGAUGGGCGACCAUCACCACACUUGACCCCACAACCGCUCCACUCACCUUCUCGACAAGGACAGGCCCUGAACCAGCCAGGACAGAGCAAACACAGUUCUCAGGAUAGUAUUCAGAACAUUCCGGGACGUUGUGUCACAGAUUCUUCCCCAGCUGGAGAAGGCAGUCUCCUGUCGUUGCUUCAGAGGUAUCCAGUCAUGUGGCAGGGAGUGUUGGCCCUCAAGAACGACAGCUGUGUUGUCCAGAUGCACCUGAUUGCAGGAUUCCAACAACUCGUCAAAUUAAGUUUGCCACAGCAGUCGCCUGAUGGAACCGUCCAGCCACUACGUAUCGCCCAGAGAAUGAGACUUGAGCCAACGCAGCUUGAUGGAGUCAUCAAACGAAUGAAUAUGGAGGAGGAUUACUGUAUGUUGCUGGCCCUUCCAUGUGGGAGAGAUCACAGUGACAUCAUUCAACAAACACGGGCAAUGUCAAUGGGAUUCAUACAAUAUUUACAACAGAAACAGGCUGCUGGUAUUGUAAAUGUGGCAGAUCAAGGCUCUCAACAGCCGGCCUAUGUUGUACACAUCUUUCCACCGUGCGAGUUUUCUCACUCCCAACUUGGUCGCCAAGGGUUCGAUCUGAUGCAUCAGGUAAAAGACUUGUCCCAUCUAUUGGUCAUCAUCACAACGGUGGCUUAAGAUCCGUGAUUUUCUGAAGGAAUCAAAGGAGUGUCCCAUGGAUUUUAUACAUCCUUUUUUACUGGAUUAGAAUAAAUGUUUUCCAUUGUGGAUGGAUACAAAUUCAUCCUAAACCAAUGGAUGUUACCAGAUUGUGACUUGAAAGUUCCACUUUGGAUUAAAACAGCAUGCCAUGAAGGAAGGGAGACAACUCUGUACGUGACAAUUAAUUCCAACACUGGAUUUAAAUGUUUGAGGAUAAUUUGUGGAGUUUUAUUCCAUUGUUUAUCAACAAUCAUGGAACAUUACAUCUGGUUGUUGAGUUAUUAGUGGAUAAAUAAUGGGAAUUCUCUAGUAACUGAAGGAUUACCCAGGUUUUAUAGUGAAGAGGAUUCACGGAGAAUUCAAUUGUUUCAAGUUGAUUUUAUUGAAUGAUGUAUAAAGUGCUAUGUGUUUUUUGUCAAUAUUUAUGUGUGUUGAAGUUGUGCUGAAAACACUUCCUCUAGAAGUGAUGUUAUUUAUAUAAACCCUUAUCCAUUUGAACAGGAAUGGAAUGCUCUAGAUCAAAGACUAGAAGAGCUUAUUCCAAUGGAUCAGUGAAUUAAUUAUACUGGUGGUAAAUGGACAUCCACACUGUACAUGGAGUAUCGAGUUUGAAAUGGGAAAUUUUCAGAUGUUGAUUGACACACAAUAGAUUAUAUAUUGACUUAAGAAUUCCAAUUAACAAACACAUUUGUGUGUGCGUGGGUGUGUGCAUGUUUGCAUUAUGUAUACUGCUAGAGAAUAGGGCAAGCCUUUUGGUUAUUUUUUUAAGAAAUAUUUAACAAGACAAAAAUAAAAAAAAAACAAAAAACAAAAAACAAAAAAAACAACCCCACUGUCCAGAUGAUCUGAUGAAGGUUAUGAGUACACACACUAUGUUUGGCAGUGAACUGGCGAGUAAAACAGAGAGAAUGUUGCCUGUUACUAUUAUAUAUGUUACUAUGAUGUUAGCAGUGUAUGAUUUGGAUGAAUUUAGGUUGUAGACUGGAAUGCUGGCUGGUAACUUGUAUCCAUGUUCAAGAUUUUGUUCUAGAUUUCAUUGAAAGGAUACAAAAAUAAAAUAAGAAUGAAGAGAUCUUUUCAGACCUGAAUUUUUACACUUAUUCUAAACAUUGUCUAUAAGUUAUUAGUACAAACUUAAAUAUUUUUGCCCCUUGAGAACCUGUCUGUCCUUUUUCUGUCAAAUUAAAUAUGCUUGAUAUUUUUUUCUGAAAACCUUGUUCAUUAGGAUAUUAGAUAGUAAACAGGUGCUCCAUAUAUGUUAAUCUUACAAUCUUAUUUUGUAAGUUGUGUAACAUAUAAAGAGUUUUGCCAAGAUUUCUUUUUAAUCUCUUCUGUUACUUAGAUGAUUUUUUUUGUGACUCUUUAAUCAGUUUGAAAGCUUUUUUGAAAAUUCACAUAACUUAUCAAAUACACAGAAAACACUUAUGACUAACAUCGUGGUUUUUUUUUCUUUUUUAAUCCUUUAUUGUCAGUCUUUAAAAAUCAUUUAGAUUUGACAUUGUGAGAUUUUUUCACCUAUUUAUAUGAAAUUUCGAAUGAUUUUUCAAACAUAACAAAUUGAUGGAUGAAGUGCUUUGUUGAGUUUUUUUUCUUUUUAAUAGAAUAUGUCAAAAAGCUAUCAAC
This is a messenger RNA of Ylistrum balloti, 17766 nucleotides long. RefSeq names its product protein split ends-like. Bases 1 to 16119 code for a protein of 5372 amino acids. Gene Ontology annotation, molecular function: RNA binding. The record is from RefSeq and is a predicted model, not a curated record. The transcript has 19 exons. Lineage: Eukaryota; Metazoa; Mollusca; Bivalvia; Pectinida; Pectinidae.